AUGUGGCGGUCACACUGCCUUAAACAUUCAAUGAAUUUAAGUGAAAUAAAUGAAGAAAAAAGGUAGUAAAUUUUGAAAACACAAUUUUUUAAUCGUCCAAGCAUCACUUUUAUAAACUAUAAUCAUUUUUGAUGUCGAAUUUUGCGCCGUCAAAGGGGCAUUACGAUACCGCAGAGUUACAAGCCAGCCAUAUGCUCGAACUACCGUUCAUACGCUCAAGAAAUAUUUACUCUAAAAAGUCGGCACAUGUUACUCCUUCCCCCAACGCUGUUGCAAAGAAAGUUAAAAGGCGACACAAUAGCGAAACUUCCAGUGAUGAAGAACGUUGGCUUACUGCCAUAGAAACUGGAAAACUGGACAAUGUUGAUUAUGAAUUGAAGAAAAUAAAAGACCCCAAACUAAUGACAGUUCGUCAACGUGCUAUGUAUGAACGAACUGAUGGCUUUGUUGAAGAGCUUUUUGCUCUUCCAAGUGGCUAUAAAGAAAAGGAAAAGCCCCAAACGGCCGAGGAAAUUCAGAAGGCUGUACUCAAAUCACAGAAGCGAAAACAGCAAGCUAAUGCACGGCGAGAAAAAGAUAAACAAAAAACAAUGGAUCGCUUAUUAAAAAAACAGGAAACUAACAAACAUCGACCUUUGGUUCGUAACAGGAAGUUUCAUAAGUCCUCAUAUCCAAAAGUAACCUAUAUAAGCGCUCCACAAGGUAACACCAUAAUAAUUCCUCCAGGCCAGGACUUUCCACUAAUGGCACAUUUACAUCGCGCACCGCCUGUCUCGCAGUUAUGCCAUGUUAGCGGUUGUGGAAAUCGCAAAGCUUACAGCUGCUCAACCACAAAAGUUCCCUUAUGCAGUCUUACAUGUUAUCGUAAGAACAUUUUACUCAAUUCGGAGCAAUAAAUAUAGGAUAUGAAAGAUUUUUAUAAUGGUUCAGAAAUAAAUUGUUAAUUUUUUCA
Messenger RNA from Drosophila suzukii, 952 nucleotides. The record is from RefSeq and is a predicted model, not a curated record. Lineage: Eukaryota; Metazoa; Arthropoda; Insecta; Diptera; Drosophilidae.